Medicago truncatula (barrel medic) is the source of this 3331-nucleotide messenger RNA. Its product is annotated as transcription termination factor MTEF18, mitochondrial. Gene Ontology annotation, molecular function: double-stranded DNA binding. Bases 56 to 1750 code for a protein of 564 amino acids. Lineage: Eukaryota; Viridiplantae; Streptophyta; Magnoliopsida; Fabales; Fabaceae. The record is from RefSeq and is a predicted model, not a curated record. The transcript is spliced from 2 exons. Gene Ontology annotation, biological process: regulation of DNA-templated transcription.
UUUCGACCAGAUGAAUGAAUGAUAGGAGAAAAGAAACCCUGCACUUCACCGCAAAAUGAAAGUGAUGUUGUUGAACAACCUUAAACGACAUUUCUGUUCCAACAUCACAACAACCUUAAACUCCUCAAAAAAGGAAAUUCCUUGUCGCUACAAGAAACUUGUAGUGUCACAAGCUCAAAAAGCACUCACUGAAUAUCUCCACUCCACAAGAUCCAUCCCUUAUGCUUUUGCGGAUCAGAUUUCCAAAAACUCAUUUCAUUCUCUCUCUAAUCUCAUUUCAAAGUUGGGUUCCUUUUCACCAAAAAAAUUGGAUUCUUUCACCAAAAAAAUUGAAAAGUUCUUAAGGUACAACCCCAUCAAUGAGUUUGAGUUUUUCUUUGAAAGCAUCGGAAUUCAUCAUACACAUAUUUCUAGUUUGUUGCCGAAUGAUAAGUUCUUUUUUUGCGAUGAUGGAUCACUUCUUGAUUCUGCUUGUGUGCUUUGUGAAUUUGGGUUUCCUUGGGAUAAGCUUGGUGUGAUUUAUACGGAGAGUGGUUUUAUGUUUAGGAAAAGUGGUUCUGAGAUAAAGGGUAGGCUUUGUUUGUUGAAAAGAUAUGGUUUUUGUAAUGUGCAAAUUGUUGCGAUUUGUUUGACUUUUCCUUUUGUUUUUGGUGUGGAGGAAAGGGAAUUUGUCGAUGAUGAGGUUGAUAGGUUGCUUUCUGAUUUGAGGUUGGUGUUUUUGGAUUUUGAUUUGGUAGGGUGUGUUGAAGGGAAUGUGGAUGUUUGGUAUGAUGUUUGUAGGAAAAUUAAAGUGUUUUAUGAUUUGAGUGAUGGUAAGGGAAAGAUAGGUGAACUCAUUGGAAGGAAUAAACAUUUGAUUCUUGAGUAUGGAGAAGAGGAGCUGAUUGAAAAGGUUGAGUUUUUUUGUAGAUUCAGUGUCGAGAAGGAGGAAGUAGCUCGGUUGAUUCUACAAGGUUUGGAGUUGUUGAGUCUCAAUUUGGAAGCGACGAUUAACGUGUUGAAGCUGUUGAAACACAUUGGAGUGGAUUCUACAGGUCUUGGUGAUGUGAAGAAGAACUAUGCUUAUGCGUUGGGAACAAUAAAAAUGGCGAAUCUUCCCAAUGUGAUGAGGGCUAUGGGUUUACGUGAAUGGUUUUUCGAUAAAAUCAAGGAUGGGAAUCAUAAGCUUUUAGUGGAUUUUAUCACAAGCUAUCCCAAUGAAGAGCCUGAUAAAGGUUAUCAAAGUGGUUUUAAGGCAAUUCAUGAUGCAAGGUUACCGUCUCACAAUAUGAGUAAAUUAAAUUUCAUGCAUACUAUUGGCUUUGGUGAAAAUGCUAUGACCAUGGAUAUCUUAACUCACAUGCAUGGAACAAGUGAAGAGUUACAUAAAAGAUUUGAUUGCCUUCUACAUUUAGGGAUUGAAUUCUCAAAACUGUGUAAGAUAAUCACAAAGCUACCAAAGAUUCUAAGCCAAAACCCUGAAACUCUAGAGAAAAAGAUUAAUUUCCUAUGUCAGGAUAUGGGACACUCCUUAGAGCUUUUGGACACUUUUCCGGCGUUUAUAUCUUUUGACUUAGAGAACCGAAUUAAGCCAAGGUUCAGAUUCCAUAUGUGGGCUUUAGAAAAGGGAUUGUAUUCAAAAAACUAUUCCAUUGCAAGCUUGGUUGCGACUAGUGACAAGGGUUUUGUUGGCCGUGUUUUUAAAAUUCACCCAGCUGCUCCAAAACAUUGGUUUGAGCAAUUCUAUCCCAAUAAAUUUCGAGCUUCAUGAUCGUAUCACUGUUGUGCAUGAACUCUACCAUUGUUUUCCAAUUCAAUUUGCACAGAUCUCACACUAACCUAUUCUUUGCUCUCUGAUAAAAGUGACAAAUUUACCUAAAAAUAUUUAUCUUGCUUUACUUCAUUUUCUAAAAUCAGAUGUUAGUUUGCAGACAAAGAAACUUCAAAUUCUGUUAGUUAAUACCUAUGCUUAUUCGAAGUGAUUAUAUUAGAGGUAUGAUAGGUAGAUAAUCCUACUUUUUUGCAUGAUUUAUUUCAUUGUUUUGGUAUUCUCAAAUGAACUUGUUUUUUUUCCCUUUUUUAUUCUAAAAUUGUAUAUAAGACAGAAAGAAGUUACCGAGUUCUGUCAUGAUGUAUAGGAUAAAAUUCCUUGGAAUCUAUACGACUUUUUGUAAGAUAGUAAUAGCCAAAGGUUGACUUAUAAUCUGGUACUAAGCGGGUAGGUAAAUGACAAGAGCCCUACACACUUGUGCGUGCACACACAUUCUACAGGCUUCUUAUACAUCGCCAAUUGGGGUUGGGUUUCAGGGUUGAUCUUCUUACUUCUAUUCAUUACAACUAUAUGUAACAUUAAUGAUAGGUGCAGUUCAAAUGGAUUAUAUUUUACACUAAAACAGUCCAAUGUUGUCAAGUAGUGGCUAUAGCGCAGUGGAAUUCAAACAAAUUAUUGUUGUUCUGCGAUACGCUAUCUAGUACAAAGUGUUGUCAAGUAGUGGCUACAGUAGCCCUAUAGCACUGCAUUGUGACAGAAUUUGAACAAACUACUCCCUCCGUCUAUUAAUCAUUGUCACAUAUGACAAUUUCACAUAAAUUAGGAAAGCCUGAUAAAUAAAAGAGAAUGGAGAUUUUACUAAUUUAUCCUUAUAAACUAUUGGUUGUAUUCACAUAACAAUAAAGUUGCAUUUGAAACCAAAAAAGAGAAUCUUUUUGGGACAAAUAUUCUUUGCAAAUGUGACAAUUAUUAUGGCACAGAGGGAGUACUAUUUUCCGCGAUUUGCAAUUUACAACAAUGAAGCAGUCUCAUAAGUGAUAGUUGCUCUAUAUAUACUCUAAAAUCCUUGGAUGAACCAUGUUAAGUGGUCAUUAUGCAAAGAUACAUAAAAUGUUUGAAUGGAGUAAUUAUUUCUUAUGGUUUUCCUUUCAAGAGGUUAUCUAGCAUUCUUUAAAUAGUGAAUGGGUUACUAUUUAUGACUAGCAUUCCUGAGUGUUGCUGUUCUAACCAUAUCUUUUGAUGUUUGUUUUUUCUUCUUUUUCGGUUUACUUGGUUAUUCGUAUGUUUUUGCAUAUUACACUCACUCUUCUUGAGGUGUUAGAGAGUUAUGCCCCUUUUUUACUUUAAAAAAAACAAUUCACUUUGGUACUCUCUUCGUACCUUUUUAGUUGUCGUUUUAACGUUAUUUACACAUAAAAAAACAAUUUUGUUACUUUUGAUGGAAUUAUUUGCUUUUUUUUUUGCAGUACUCUUAACUAUUUAUUAUCUCAUUUCAUCUGUUUAUCUCAUGUGAUAAAUAAGUAAGGGUUGCAGAGAUGAGGAUGUUGCAGUGGAUGUGUGGUAACUGGUAAGACUAGACGG